Messenger RNA from Diaporthe amygdali, 1515 nucleotides. RefSeq lists its product as uncharacterized. Gene Ontology annotation, cellular component: cytosol. Gene Ontology annotation, biological process: guanine metabolic process. The transcript has a single exon. Gene Ontology annotation, molecular function: zinc ion binding; guanine deaminase activity. The record is from RefSeq and is a predicted model, not a curated record. The coding region runs from base 1 to 1515 and encodes 504 amino acids. Lineage: Eukaryota; Fungi; Ascomycota; Sordariomycetes; Diaporthales; Diaporthaceae.
AUGAGUGCAAAUCCCUCACCCUCUCCCCCUCCCAAUCAGGUUUUCAUAGGGACGUUCAUCCACUCCAGGGCCCUCGAUGAGCUAGAGUACCUGCACAACACUGCUGUCUUUGUGGAGGGGGCCACAGGGACGAUUAUUGCCAUCGAGAGGGAAUGUGACCACACCCGCACGCUGGAUGAGACGUUCAACAGGCUGGGAUGGAGUGCUGCCGAGUGCAAGAUAUACGACACCACAUCCCCCACCAGGAGCAACAACACGAGCAGCACCAGCAUCCAAAAUGAGAGCGGCAGCUCACUACCAACACAACCACCACCACCACCACCACCACCUGUGAGGUUCUUCUUCCCGGGCUUCAUAGACACGCACAUCCACGCCUCGCAGUACCCCAACGCCGGCAUCUUCGGCAAGUCGACGCUGCUGGACUGGCUCAACACAUACACCUUCCCGCUCGAGGCAUCGCUGGGCCGCGACCACGCCAAAGCCCGCCGCGUCUACGCCCGCUGCGUAGGCCGCACCCUCGCCCACGGCACCACCUGCGCCGCCUACUUCGCCACCGUCGACGUCGCCGCCACCAACCUGCUGGUGGACCUGUGCCUGGCGCGGGGCCAGCGCGCCCUCGUGGGGCGCGUGUGCAUGGACGAGCCCUCGACCUGCCCGCCCUGGUACCGCGACGAGGACGCCGCGCAGGGCCUGGCGCGCACGCGCGAGUGCGUCGCCCACGCGCGCCGCGCCGACCCGGCCGGGAACCUGGUGCGCCCCAUCGUCACCCCGCGCUUCGCGCCCAGCUGCACGGCGCAGAGCAUGCGCGCGCUGGGCGACCUGGCGCGCGAGGAGCGCCUGCCCGUCCAGACGCACGUCAGCGAGAACAGGGGCGAGAUCGAGCUGGUCUCGGACCUGUUCCCGGCCGAGGCGGGCGGGGGCAGGGGGUACGCGGGCGUGUACGACGCCUUUGGCCUGCUGACGGAGCAGACCAUCCUCGCGCACGCCGUGCACCUCUCCGAGGGCGAGGCGAAGCUGCUUGCCGACCGGGGCACUAAGGUCAGCCACUGUCCCUGCAGCAACAGCGCCAUCACGUCCGGGGCGGCGCGGGUCCGCUGGCUGCUCGAGCAGGGGGUCGACGUCGGGCUCGGCACGGACGUUAGUGGGGGGUACAGCCCGAGUGUGCUGGACGCCGCGAGGCAGGCCGCGCUGGUGUCGCGGCAUGUUGCCAUGGGCGGCGACGAGAAGGCCAAGCUCAGCGUCGAGGAGGUGCUGCACCUCGCCACGCGGGGCGGCGCCAGGUGCGUCGGGCUCGAGGGCGUGGUUGGUGGGUUUGAGGUCGGGAUGCAGUGGGAUGCGCAGCUUGUUGCGCUUGGGGUUGUCGGGGAGGACGGGGAGGGGGCGGAGGGGAAUGUGGAUGUGUUUGGGUGGGAGAGCUGGGAGGAGAUGGUGGCUAAGUGGUUGUUUAAUGGGGAUGACCGGAAUACGACUAAGGUCUGGGUCAAGGGGAGGUUGGUGCAUGAGAGGAGGUCAUAG